Trypanosoma grayi is the source of this 1443-nucleotide messenger RNA. RefSeq names its product zinc finger protein. The transcript has a single exon. The record is from RefSeq and is a predicted model, not a curated record. Gene Ontology annotation, molecular function: metal ion binding. Bases 1 to 1443 code for a protein of 480 amino acids. Lineage: Eukaryota; Euglenozoa; Kinetoplastea; Trypanosomatida; Trypanosomatidae.
AUGCAGCUAGCCCAGUGGAAGCCCGACAGCGCUUCCCAGCAAUGCGAUAAUUGCGCCAAAGCGUUUGACUUGUUUCGCCGCCGGCACCACUGCCGGCUGUGCGGAGGGUUAUUCUGCUACGGCUGCUCCAACCUGUUCCUCCCCGGCGACUUGCUACUGCGGUGGUGGGACGCCAACGUGAAGGCCGCACAAACAACGCCGCUGUCGCCUUUACACACUGACACACCCCAUAGACUGCACCAGAUGUCACACAGCUUCAGCUUCAGCAGCACCAGCAGCAGCAGCACAAAUGCGGUGGAGCCGGCAGUGAAGUUGCGUGUCUGCACGCACUGCUAUGAGACUGUGGAGGCGUGCUCCGUGUCGGGGAGCGACACGUCGCUUGGGUAUUCGCACGGCCUCGGCGCUGCGCGGCAGGUGGGGACCAGCAGCUGCCCCAUACAGGGUGUGAACUCAUGCAGUAAAAACCGCGUCCCUGAUGUGUGCACACCGACGACGAGUGGUCGCGAAAGAAAGAUUUGUGUGAUAUCACUCCAGGGCCACAACACGGUGGAGAGCGGCGAACGCGCGGACCUCGCAGCCACCUUCGAUGCGUUCGAGAAGCUGACGUGCCGCACCAACCAACAGGCGGCGGCCGGCAACAACCCGAGCAGCAAGGACACAACACCGUCCCUCGGCCCGUCGCUCAGCUCCGCCUCUGACCUCUCAGGUAGUGAGAAGAACACCAUUGGUCCAUCGGUGUGGGAGAAUGGCGCGGAGGCGACGCCGAGGGAGCGGCAGCGCAUCGGGCGAGCUGCGUCAGCGCGUGCAUCGAGGCGACAACGCAGGAAGGUUGUGCUACGGUUGCCUGUCGCGCCCCCCAGCACCGAUGCGAGCAACGUUGCUGCUGACGUGGCGGUGCGCACGCAACUCGUGGGUGUGACGCAUCGCCAUGGUUUCGACAAGGCGCUGCUGCAGCAGCACACAAUCGGCACCGACGCGUACAUCAUUCUAGUCGAUAGUGAGGUCGGCUCGCCUAUCAGCGCAGGCAACAGCAGCAGCGUCAGGGGCAGCCCGGUUUCCGCAGUCGCCGUGCCGCACGAGUUCCCGAAAGAUGUGGUGGCGUCUCCACUCGGCACCGCGUACGACUCGCCAUCGCGUGAAAAAUGCAUGGCGAUGGUGCGCGUCGUGAGGGAGGCGAUUGCGCGGUACGGCGGCGACACACCCAUCUGUGCUGUCGUCGACUGCGCCGCGUCUGGUAGCACGAUUCUUGACGUCACCACCAUGUCUCCCGCAGGCAGCAGCAGCAACGCUCCGCAGGGUGCGGGCUCGACGACGGUGCGAUGCAGCAAGGAGAACCGUCAGCCGUGUGCGUCGGUGGAGGCGCAGGCAUCGGCGCUGCACUCGGCGCUCCUCCUCGUCGUGGGUGAAGUUCUCCGCCGGGACGUGGCACGCUGUGAGGGCUAG